ACAAAAUGUAAUCAAUACGAUGCAAAAUGUCGAGUAAAGCAGUCAAAGCUUUUACAAAAUUUUUAAUAUUUCUUGUUAGCAAUAAGAGAUUAUUUUGGAUAUUUGUGGUACUCAUUUCUGGAUGGAACAUGAUAACAAUAUUCGUUCUUCUGAAGAAUAGAUAUGAAACAGAUUCCACGAGUAUAGGAGUCUCAACUGCUUACUCUCGUUGGACCAACACCUUCCCAUCUAUUGGAGUCUGUCUGUCAAAAAGCCGUAUAACCAAAGAGUUUACGGAGGCUAUUCAAAAACGUUUUCCUGGAGAGAAACAACCCUACACCUAUAUAAGAACGUUAUACGAUUACCUAUUUAUAAAUCCCAAUAAUUUGUACAUAAAGCCGGAUUAUUGCCUCGAUCUGAAUUCAUCAUGUGGAGUUGAUAUUCAAGAUAUGAGAAGACAGUUAUUCCCCAGAAAUUGUACCAAGUUUUUUGAGCAAAUUUACUUUAAUGAAAAACUGCUACCGGACUGCGAAAAAAUAUUCAAAUUUCAUGAACUAGAAAUGGGUUAUUGCUUUCUUGCUAACAAUUUUAUAGACUACGACAGCGCCGAAAAAAUGCCUUUGCAAUAUUCUUCAUUGGAUAAAUACAGGAGCCUCAGAUUGGUUUUACGAAGUGGUCUUGUAUAUGGGUAUGAAUUGUUUGUUAGCAGUCCUGAGGACCUCCCAUAUUUUAAUGCUAUAACUUACCCGAUCUCCAACGAGCCAACAAUACAUGCCUUUAAUGUCGAGGAGAUUCACAAUCACGAUGAUGUCAUUAAGGAGCCUAUUUCUCAACGGCUGUGCAAGUUCCCAAGUGAAAGUUCUAUCGAGGGAUUGCCUUACAGUUUUUCGAUCUGCAUGUCUCUCAUCCGAAGUGAAAUUGAAAUGAAACUGUGUAACUGCACUCUAUUUACUCACAAAGAUCGAAGUUCAAAAAACUAUUGCGGAGUGACCAAUAUUGCCUGCUUAGACGAAGCAAAACUGGCCGAAAAAGUUAAGGCCUUUGUUGGGUCUAAUAUGUCUUGUUUGCCGUCCUGCAUGGAACAACAGCUUAGCCUGGUCGGGUCUCGAGAAGAUAGAAGUAGAACCUACGAAAAUUCGGAGAAUGUGGUCGAAAUACAAAUAACUUCUCCACCUACCGCAAGAUAUUACAGAACAGUUACCCAGACCAAACUAGAUCUUAUAGUUGGCAUUGGAAGUGUGAUCGGACUCUUCUUUGGCGCAUCAUUACUUAACAUUUUGGAAAUAAUCUCUUAUUUUGUUAAAAAACUUAAAUCUAUGUGUUUAGGUUAAGAAUCAUUAAUGCUCUUCAAUUUGGAAUCUUCGCAGCGGCUUUUUAAA
Molecule: messenger RNA, 1358 nt
Organism: Drosophila takahashii
Lineage: Eukaryota; Metazoa; Arthropoda; Insecta; Diptera; Drosophilidae
Gene: ppk29
Product: pickpocket 29
Biological process (GO): sodium ion transmembrane transport
Cellular component (GO): plasma membrane
Molecular function (GO): ligand-gated sodium channel activity
Source: RefSeq, a predicted model, not a curated record